ACCAGAGCUUUUUCAUUGACCAUUUGUUCUUUAUGAAACGUAUAAAGUUCUGCCAAAGGAAAAUCAGAGCACACAUCUCCAUUGAUGACGAAAAAUGCUUCUGGAUUCCCAAAGCGAAUUUGAUCACGGAAGUGAUACAGCCCACCUGCUGUACCCAAAGCUAUAAACUCUUGGAGAUAUCUGGAAUCCACUCAUUAAGUUGUAAAAGUUAAAAAUAAUAAAUUAGUUAAAUUUUUGGCAUACUUACUUGAUGGUUACAUUGUAUUGGUGUUGCAUUUCAUUGGCGAAAGGUUGUAUUUGUGAUGAAGAGUAAAAACCAAUGAGCAGUAUCUCUUUUAGUCCUUCAAUUGCAAGGCAUGCUUCUAUCAAGUGCUGUACCAGCGGUAAGCCAGCUACAGGAAAAAGAGGUUUUGGAAUAUCCAAAGAUAGAGGCCUAAACCUGGUUCCUAAAAAUAAUUUUUAUUAAACAAAAAAUAAAAUAAUUUGUAUAUUAGUACCUUUUUGUGGACCGCCUAUUAAAAUCACUGCUUUCAACAUUUUUCAAAUAAAUAAAGGCAAACAGCCGUUACAAAUAAAAAACUAGAAAGACUGAUGAAACCCUUGAACUAUAUAUUUUAUCUCAUCCUGACACGUAUACCCUGCUGACUAACCAAUUCUAAUAUUUUUAAUAUCUUUGUUUUGACAUUUUUUCAUCAGAAUAAAUAAAUAUAACCUCAAUUCAACAAAAACGUCAAAAUAAUUCUUAGCGUUAGAAGAAUCGAAUUGGCAACACUGUUUCUUUUCGAAACCCGAGCCGAAUUCGAUAACUUUUGCGUAAUGAACACAGAACAAAAAGGCUUUGAUCCUGGAUCUUUGAUUAACACUCGUCUAUCUAACCCUAGCCCCUUUUUUAUACUCUUUACACGAUAGAUUUAGCAUAGUUCCUUGCUACAGUUGCAAUUACUCACAGUCUGUAACAAAAAUAACUCCUGUCCUGCACCAUUUUGAAUUGUCGAACUCGUGUUAAUUCUUCAUUUCAUAAUUCUUCUUUUUUUAAUUUGACUUUAUCAGGGGUUUGAGGUUAUGUCUUUGUAUAUAAAUAAGAAAUGGAAGCAUUUACCGUAGACAAAUUUUGUAAAAACUGUGGUGAUAGAUUAGAAUUAUCAGCUGACGAAGGUCUAGAAUGCACAAAAUGCAAAUGUUAUAUACAUAUCAAAUGUUUGAAAAGAGGCUCAGUACCAGGAGGUCUCUAUGGAGACACCUUUCAUGCUUUUAUUUGUUAUGAAUGUUCAUCCGAUAAUACCGAAAGUUUUGUAAGAAUUAGACUCUCUUGGCUUCAAAUAAUAGUGUUAGUUCUAUAUCACUUGCAACAUAAAAGCCCGGGACUAGCUAGAAAAGGCUUCUUCCAUUGGAGACAUCACGUCGCUACUUUUAUAGAUAAAAAUUGGGAAAUACUCUUUCCUAGCGAUUUUAAGAAAAAGAAAAAAUGGACUGGCACCAUAGCGGGCACACUCUCCCAUUUUAACAAAUAUAUUUUUUUAUCGGGCAUUACAGUGUUCAAUGAGCCCGCUUUUUGGACACUGAUGUACCCGAAAAUAAGUCCAUUAACAAUUUCGAGUGUAUAUUCUUUAAUGGCGGUCGAAAAACAGAAUAUCAAACUUAAAAAAGAGAUACCAGUAUCGGACGCGGAACUGUUUUCUAGGCUUUUACACAGUUGUGUUAUAAAUAAAGAACUGUUGAAAACGUUUAAUGUCAACAGCAUGCAAAUUCAAGCAGAAACAAAAUCUGAUGGAAAUGAUUCGAUGGAUAUCGUAGAAGAAAGUAAAAAAUUUGGGGAUACAAGAUCAAGACAUAAAAGAAAAAAUGCAAAACAUCUUGGGAUAACUUCCAGAAAAUUAUUAAGGCUUGCAACAUCUACGGCAGCCUUGUCGGACGAUUUAACAAAUUUUAAUCUUGGUUCACCAGAUACAGACCAAUCUAGUCAAGAGUGCAAAACCGAAGAUGUAAAACCGAAAGAUGUCUCUAGACUUUUGAAUCCUUUUUGUCAUUAUAACACCUCCUUAAGCAAUAUAUCCAGAAUGAAAGGAAUCACCUUACAAAAUAAGCUAACAGGUGGCAUCAGACAAGACCUCAUCCUUUCGCCUUACAGCGGCAUGCACCUGAAGCCUUACAUCCGAAGGGAUGCAGAAACUUUCCCGCCUUGGUUGAAAUUAAUGGCCGAGAUCCAAUUGGCCGCUAACAGCUCGAAUCCUGAUUAUUUUUUGCCACCUAGAGCACCAUUGGAUUACACGUACGUUCAGCCUGAACAUAUACCGGCUAUAAACAGCUUAUGCAAUCAGUUUUUCUGGCCUGGAAUUGACCUGACGGAAACGCUGCAAUAUCCCGACUUCAGUUGCGUGGUGUUAUAUAAACGGUUAAUCGUAGGAUUCGCAUUUUUGGUACCGGACGUCAGUCACACGGAAAACUAUUUGUCGUUUUUGUUUACCAGGCCCUAUUGGAGAAAUUGCGGCAUCGCCAAAUUCAUGAUUUACCAUCUGAUACAAACCAGCGUGGGAAAAGAUAUAACACUACAUGUUUCGAUGAACAAUCCGGUGUUGUUGCUUUAUCAAAGGUUCGGAUUCAAAGUUGAAAAUGUGGUUGUAGGAUUCUAUGAUAAAUAUGUUCGAAAUGAUGUUAGCGAAUCGAAAAAUGCAUUCUUAUGUCGACUGGAUAGGUAGUGACAAUUGCCAAAACAA
Molecule: messenger RNA, 2714 nt
Organism: Psylliodes chrysocephalus
Lineage: Eukaryota; Metazoa; Arthropoda; Insecta; Coleoptera; Chrysomelidae
Source: the annotation of a GenBank genome assembly